AGCCAUCAAAAGAGCCACAUCUGGCUCCCGAGCCAUAGGUUCCCUACCCCUGCUUUAAAAUAAAACAAAAAAAACUGAUACCCAUAACACUGGAAGUACUAGAAAGCCACUCCCAUAAUAGGUAGAACUAAUUAAGCAGUUUUUUUUGUUAAAGUUAACAAUACUUUAUGGCUUAGAUUUUAUCGGGUGCCACAUAUUACUGAUCAUUGCCAACAUAAAGCGAUUUUAAAACAAUAUAAAUUAUGCAUGUGUGCCAAAAUCUUCGAGUCAGAGCAAAUCUGAUAACAAAUGUUUGCCUAAUUGCUGCUAUUAUAGAUUUGCAAGCAAUUUUAGCAUUGGUGUCCACUCCCUCUGAAGUCAUUUGGCCCUUGGGUUGUCAUGAUAUGACACAUCAAAACGCACGGAUAAAUGCCAGCGGGAUGUCUGAGAAACCAGCCUUUGUUUCCGUGCAGCAAUCGCUGAGAAAGUCCUUUGAUGCCAUAGAACCACUGCAUGAAGAAUGGAAUAAUACACUUUUAGAGUGUAACCCACACCUAACUUCUUUAAGUAAUCUAGCAGAACAGCUACAGGCCUGCCAGAGAGUACUGUUUAAGAAAACCCCCCUGAGCAGCUUUAUUAACCUGCAAGAACAUCUUCGUUUUAAACUACAAGCAGCUAUGGAGUUUAAUUUGGAGAUCUUAAAUCAGAAGUUGUCUACGCUGCAGAGAAUAAGGGACUCUGUAAGUCAGGUGGUUGGAUCUGUCCUCUACAUGUAUGAGACAAGCAUUGAAAAAAUUGGUCUUGAAGCAAUUUUGGAGCGUUCUUCUCUCUGUCCUUCCAUAGCUGACAUGUUAGAAUGGCUACAAGAUAUAGAGAAACAUUACAGAAACCAAUACCUGCAGAGGAAGCUUCUCCUACAAGUGUGUGGCGGUCAUUUGUCAGAUAUUCAGGCAUUGCCUCAGUCCUGGGCCAAACUGAGAGAUGCAGCAUCAUCCAAACAGCAGCAUGUUGAAGAUAUUUUAUUAAGUGUAUCCUUCUUUCGCAUGUCUACAUGACACGGAGAUACUUCUUAUGGUAUGACCUGUUCCGAGAUGGAAAUAUUCUAAUCUUUUAUAAGGAUCUAUUAAAUGCAGAACAUUUGGCAACAUUAUUUGGGAAGUUAUUUUGAACUUGAACCUCAAACAUUGUAUGCCCAAGUAUGGCCCUACCUGUCAGCGCAGGACAACUGGGGUUCAGUUGUUUCUCUCUGGAGGCAGGACAAACUGAAAGAACUUCUCCAAUCUCCUUCCUUCUAACUAAUUCUCCUUCCUAACUAAUUCAGUCAGUGCUGUACUAGUGAGGGGACCACAGGCUGGAGUCAGCCAUCUUUUUGCACUUUUCAGGCUGUGUCCGGCAUUGUAAAUAAGUCUUAAUAUCUCUGAAUAUUGCAUGUCUUAUAACAUGGAAUGAUGUUUAAACCACUAUUUCAUAAAAAUAAAGGUUUUCAUUAAAAAUA
This is a messenger RNA of Xenopus tropicalis (tropical clawed frog), 1474 nucleotides long. RefSeq names its product AFG2 interacting ribosome maturation factor (gene airim). Lineage: Eukaryota; Metazoa; Chordata; Amphibia; Anura; Pipidae. The transcript is spliced from 5 exons. Bases 243 to 1034 code for a protein of 263 amino acids. Gene Ontology annotation, cellular component: nucleus; cytoplasm. The record is from RefSeq and is a predicted model, not a curated record.